Orbicella faveolata is the source of this 1396-nucleotide messenger RNA. RefSeq lists its product as uncharacterized. The record is from RefSeq and is a predicted model, not a curated record. NCBI's taxonomy places the organism in Eukaryota, Metazoa, Cnidaria, Anthozoa, Scleractinia, Merulinidae.
GGCUAGGGUAAGUACAAUUUCCAAUAUGGCAGAAAACAAAUGGCUGCAAGUAAGUUCCCGCAAAAACGAACUGCAGAAAUGGCUUAGAGCACGUGGUUUGAAAACAACAGGCAGAAAACAAGAACUUAUCGAGCGUGUAAUUAAAGCGAGGAACGAUGGGACUGAGACGAUCGAAGAAAGGGAAACAAGAGAGAAGCAAGCGCGAGAAACUAGAGCUGCUGAAAAACUACAGAGUCCAUCCGAAGAUCUUCCAGAUCCUAGAACCUUGAACAACUGGACAAGGGAUCUCUCCAAGCUGCCGCCGAUUGGUUAUAAAGAAAUCAUAGACUAUCUAGUUUAUGGAAGCUGCAAAUUCUUCCAAAGGGAGGAUAUGAAGUGUUUCAAACAACUCAAAGCAUUUAAAUUUUUCAAGGAUGGGCACGUGCAAAAGAUUGAGUUAAGUGCUAUCAGUGAGAGGAGCAGUUACUGCUUUGUGAAGGCGAUAGUAUUACCAUCCAUGCGUCAAGACCGCGUUUACAGCACUUGGAUUUCGCUUGUGAAGGAAACAGCUAAAGUGUUUUCAGCAGACUGUAACUGUACAGCAGGGUUAGGUGAGGCUUGCAAUCACAUUGCAGCAUUACUGUUUGCUCUGGAGGAUUAUGUGAAGAGCCAUAACAACAUUACUUCUGAUAACAUUGCCUGUACAUCCAAACCUUGUGAGUGGAACAAGCCACGCAAAAGGAAACUUAGUCCCAAACGUAUAGAUGAGAUCAGACCAGUAAAACACCAGUAUGGGAAAGUACCGAGAUCAGCAGCUGUGCCCAGUGAUGGAGCGUACAAAGCAUGUCCUGCAUUACCUAAUUCUGUUGUCACUAACCUUUUAGAUAGUCUGAGGAUAGUUAGUCCUCAAAGUGCAAUAUUUACUGCCAUUGAAAAGCAGCACACUAGUCUAUCAGAGAAUGAAAUAUCAAGUGACAACAAUGUUAGAGCAUAUGAAGAAGUAUCAAGUUGUUUAUUAACUGAGAGUCCAUCUACUGCUUCCAUACAUGAAGUACCUCAGGUGGACACCGUUGAAUUAGAAAAAUCCUUAAAAUCAGAUCAGGAUAAUUUCUUUCAUGUGGGGUGCAUAUCACCAUUUGCUGCCCUUCCCCCAAGUCUUAAGAACAUAGAGGAAAAAGGCAGGAAAAUAAAGAGGAAACUAAAUUUUACUGAGGAAGAAAUCCAACAAGUGGAAAAGAAAACAAGGCUCCAAAGUAGGGAUUCUGAUUGGUAUUUGUAUAGAAAAGGGAGAAUAACUGCUUCAAAAUGCAAGCGUGUGGCUUCCCUCAAACCAACCACUUCUCCUUCAAAGACUCUCAAGGAAUUGUUAAUGNACCCCUGGUGUAGCAGAGUUCAAAUUCAUCCAAGUAAAAGAUGA